AACCCGCUCCAACCACUCCCUUCAAAUAUUUGCCAAAUGUUGCGCGGAGUUUGACAUUCGGUCUCAUAACAGACAACAACGAAAAUCCAACAAGUUUGAAAAGAAGAGGAAACUUCUGUCUGGAGCGACACAAACACACCAGCUGCUGGUCAUGGCCGACGUUGCAAAGGGGAAGAAGCUGUUUGUCCAGAAAUGUUCCCAGUGUCACACGGUGGAGGAGAACGGGCGCAAUAAGGUGGGACCCAACCUGUGGGGUCUGUUCGGGAGGAAGACGGGUCAGGCACCUGGCUUCUCCUACACACAGGCCAACAUUGACAAAGGUGUCAUAUGGAGUGAGGAAACUCUGGAGGUCUACCUUAAAAACCCAAAGAAGUACAUCCCCGGGACCAAGAUGGUCUUCAGUGGGAUCAAGAGGAAAAAGGAAAGACAGGAUAUUAUAGCUUAUUUAAAGGGCGCCACCUCAUAAUAUACUAACCAUACAGAAGCGCCACGACGUCUACAGGGAGAAAAGAGCAGAGGGCGUUUUUAGGACAACAUUUUUGUUUACUUUCUUAUCACAGUUUUGUGUAAUUAUGAUUCCUGAGGGGUUUUCUUCCACUGGGUUUUUCUAAAAACUGAAACGUUCUACUGCCACUUGCACAGAAACUAUGGUUUCAAAACUUUACAUCUUUUACUUUCACUUUAUUAUUUUUAUAGUUAUUAUUCUGUUUCAUGUUUUUAUUGGUGUGUAUACAAGAAUAACAAAAGGCACUUACAUACAUGAGACAUUGAUGUCGGCAUUAAACGUCUUAGAUUUAGAUAUUUUUAGAACCCAACAAUGAUCACAUGACUAAACCAACCACAUAAACAGAAUAGAUAAGAUGAAAUAAUACUACUACUACUAAUAAUAAUAAUAAUAACAAUAAUGAUAAUAAAAU
This is a messenger RNA of Solea senegalensis (Senegalese sole), 917 nucleotides long. Its product is annotated as cytochrome c-a-like. Gene Ontology annotation, cellular component: mitochondrial intermembrane space. The transcript has 3 exons. Gene Ontology annotation, biological process: mitochondrial electron transport, ubiquinol to cytochrome c; mitochondrial electron transport, cytochrome c to oxygen. Gene Ontology annotation, molecular function: electron transfer activity; heme binding. Bases 152 to 466 code for a protein of 104 amino acids. Lineage: Eukaryota; Metazoa; Chordata; Actinopteri; Pleuronectiformes; Soleidae. The record is from RefSeq and is a predicted model, not a curated record.